AUGGCUUCGCUAGAAAGCCCUUUUGGGGGCGAGGUCGUUGUUGUGUCACCCCAGGCAAAAGGCUUCGCCAAUAAACAGACCCCCAAUAAGCGAAAGAUAACUCCGCCUCAUGAGCUCCUUACCCCCAAACGAAAGGUGAUCAUUUCUCCAGCCGGGUCUAUUCCUCCACAAACCCUCUUUAACGACCCAUCACCACCUCUUUUUCCGUCGGAUAUUUUCCCUGGAUCUCAGUUGCGCAUUGAAUCACGGAGGCCUAUCGAGGUUUCUCAUGGACACCGCGAACAUGGCGAAACCCUCCCAUCCGCCAAGCACAUCGUCCUGCCUUUCGACCUUCAUAAAAACCCGAAAGACUUUUUCGAAAGAGAAAACAUAGACAUACUCAAGCAAUUAUUUCCGUCUACUCUAAGAGUAGACUUUGAUGAGUGGGCAUUGGUCUUCGUUCUGGAAACGUUGCCGCCGAAACCUUGGCCUCUAAAGGUCGCCAAUGUCCCUUGCUAUCUCACGACAGACCCAACUGACAACGGUCCUACGGUCCCACUUGUGCAUAGAAGCCGCUCUCGCAUUGCCUUGGGUGACGGCUUAUACCUUCGAGACGCCGAGCAUCUGGUGGAUCAAGUGUUUGACAUCCUCCGAGAAUUUUUUGAUCAGUCUCCGAUCCAGGCAACUGAAAUCCAGUACUGGCGCAGCGUCAUAAUCAUUGUUCUGGUCUCUGCGGAGCAUGAAGUUUUGGAAAAUGUACCCAAAUCUGUAGGGGGCUGUCCCUGCUUUUACCUAGAAGAAUCGGAUAUGGGCCGGCCUGCCGAAUUGCCUGCCCUUCGAGGUUCACAGCCAGACGGGAACGCGUUCGACACCAGUGAGUAUGAGCCAUUGCGCCCAGGGCUGAUGGUCAACUCCGGAGAGCACCCCGUCGAAGGGUGUGGUUUCACGACAUCGUCAGGUGUUAUGGUCAGAGAUGCCUUGGGGCAGACCUACAUGACCGUUACAGCACAUGGCUUCCCCGGCUAUCCCUUCACAAAUAAGGUGUAUCACCCCAAUUCUCGCGGAAAGGAAAUUGGCGAAGUUAUCGUCGAGUCAAGCCGUAGCGAUGUCGCUCUCGUGAAGCUGAACGAGAAUGUCACUUUCGUUAACGAGCCAUUUGAGAACACUAUCCUCCCUGGGGGACCAUUUACACUGAGACAAUUUGCCAGAGCUGGCGACACACGCAUUGGCAACAAUGUUUAUAUGGACAGCCCAUUUUCGGGAUUUGUGGAGGGUACUACAGGCAUCCAUUCCUUUAUGCGCAUCCCGAACGAUGACCCAAAUGACCCUGAGCAAAUGUGGGUUCGGGGCCACUGGGAUUAUAUGGGUCAAGGAUCCAGCUCUCAGAUGGCUGCUGGUGUAUGCGGUUCUGCUAUAUGGGACGACAACCAUAGGGUCCAUGGUUUCUUUCGAUAUGCACCACAAUCUGGACGCUUUCAAGAUUGGUGUCUAACUGUUGCGGCCGACCAUCUCAUUGACCGAGGCUACACAUUGGUGUAG
Aspergillus puulaauensis is the source of this 1518-nucleotide messenger RNA. RefSeq lists its product as uncharacterized. The coding region runs from base 1 to 1518 and encodes 505 amino acids. NCBI's taxonomy places the organism in Eukaryota, Fungi, Ascomycota, Eurotiomycetes, Eurotiales, Aspergillaceae. The transcript has 2 exons. The record is from RefSeq and is a predicted model, not a curated record.